GAUAAGAAAAAGUGGUAGCACAUGCUAGUGGGCCGCUAAUGUCAAGUAUUGGUUGUGGUGGUGGAUGACUACUGCACAAUGAGACCUGAUUUGAAUAUCUAAGCUAUUUACCUUUCAUUAAUCAAAAGAAAAAGAGAACAAAUUUGAUAUCUUUCAGUUAUGCUGAAACUGCAAUGUUCAGAAUCAGCAACUGAAAAUUAUAGUUAUGAUGUAUUUUUGAGUUUCAGUGGUGAAGAUACUCGCAAAACGUUUACGGAUCACCUUUAUAAAGAACUAAAAGAUGAAGGACUUAUCACUUUCCGAGAUGAUGAAGAGAUUCAGAGGGGAGAGAGUAUCAAGUCUGAACUGGAAAAUGGUAUCCAGCAGUCAAGAAGCUGGAUCGUUGUCUUCUCAAAGAACUAUGCAUUUUCGAGUUGGUGCCUUGAUGAACUUGUGUUGAUUCUUGAGUGCAGGAACAACUCGAAACGUUUUCUAUUGCCUAUUUUUUACCAUGUUGAUCCGUCUGAUGUUCGCAAACAAUCUGGUUGUAUAUCUGAAGCAAUAGAUCACCAUGAAGAGAAAUUCAAGAGGGAGGUGGAUGAGACAAAAAGGAAGAAUCUGAUGGACAAAAUAAAGCGAUGGAGGACUGCUCUUACUCAGCUUGCUGAUUUGGCAGGCAUGCCUUUGCAAAACGUAGCCAAUGGGUAUGAAUCAAAACUUAUCAAGAAAAUCGUUAAAGUAGUCCAGGAUAAAGUGACAUGUAAGAAGACCUUAAGUAUGACACAACAUCCUGUUGGAAUUGGUCCUUUAGUACGGCACAUCAGUUCAUGGUUAAGAAAUGGUUCCACGGAUGUGGAAGUGUUUGCACUCUAUGGCAUUGGAGGAGUGGGAAAGACAACCAUUGCCAAAUGCGUCUACAACAUGAACCUCGGACUAUUUGAAGGCCACAGUUUUCUAGAAAACAUAAGAGAAUAUUCUGAACGUUCUGAUGGUUUAGUGUGUCUACAAAGACAACUUCUUUCAGAUAUUUCCAAGGGAAAGACUCCGAAGAUAAAGAAUCUUAAUGAUGGCAUUCUUAAGAUAAAAAGAUCCCUUCAUAAUAGAAAACUUCUGAUAGUCUUGGAUGAUGUGGAUCACGUUGAACAACUAAAUGCAAUAUCUGGGAUGCGCGAGUGGUUUUACCAGGGAAGCAAAAUUAUCAUAACCACUCGGAAUGUGCAUUUGCUUAAUGCAUAUGAACAUUGUAAGAGAUAUGCUGUAGAAACAUUGAAUUCCAAUGAUUCAUUGCAGUUGUUCAGUUGGCAUGCAUUCCAAGAAAGUCACCCUCCGGAAUGUUACAUAGAGCACUCAGAGAGGGUAAUAAAGCAAUGCCAGGGUCUUCCUUUAGCUCUUAAGGUUCUAGGGGCUUCUCUACGUGGCAAGAAGGUAGAUGUCUGGAGGAGUGCGAUGGAAAAAUUGAAUAUCAUUCCUCACUGUGAAAUCCAGAAGAUUUUGCGAAUUAGUUAUGAUUCUUUGCAAGAUGACCAUGAUAGAGAUUUAUUUCUGGAUAUUGCAUGUUUUUUUACUGGAGAGCCCAAGUGUUUUGUGGUUCGAAUACUAGAUGGAUGUGAUUAUUACACAUUAAUCGGAAUUGAAAAUCUUAUUGAUAGAUGUUUGCUGAAGACUGAUGAAUAUGAAAAUCUUAUGAUGCAUCAAUCAAUUCAGAGCAUGGGUAGAGAAAUUAUACGUCAGCAAUCACCAAAAGAUCCUGGGCAAAGGAGUAGACUGUGGCAUUGUAAAGACUCCCUUAAAGUAUUAAAAGAUGAAGCAGGCACCGGAGCAAUUGAAGGUCUGGCACUAGAAAUGAAGACAACUAAAGCAUAUCAGGCAGAGUUGGGAACAAAAGCUUUUUCGAUGAUGCACAAGCUGAGACUGCUUAAGCUGAAUAAUGUACAACUAAGUGGAGGGUACAAGAACUUUCCUAAAAAUUUGAAAUGGUUAUGUUGGCAUAAAUAUCCUUUAAGGUCCUUACCGGUUGACUUCCCUCUGAGCAGCUUGGUGGCAAUUGACAUGCAGAGUAGUAAACUGCAAACCUUUAAUCAAGGAAACGUGCUUCUUGGAUCAUUAAAGUUUCUAAAUCUAAGCCACUGCAAUGGCCUUGUGAAAACCCCAGACUUUGCAAGACUUUGCGCUCUUGAACAAUUGCUCCUUGAAGAUUGUGCAAGUUUAAUUGAGAUUGACGAAUCUAUUGGAAUGGCUGAAGGACUUGUGUUGAUAAAUUUAAAAGACUGCAAACUUUUGAAAAAGCUUCCAGAAAAUUUAUGCAUGCUGAAGUUACUAGAAACACUAAUCAUAUCAGGUUGUUCAAAUGUUGGUAUGUUUCCGGCGGAUAUGAGAAAGAUGGAAUCAUUGAAAAAUUUUCAUGCUGACGGACUCAAUUUCGGUAAUUCAUCAGAUGGACUUGAAAGUUAUACAAAUCAAAAUAAUUCAUGGCGAGAAUUCAUCUGGGGCUUGGUUUCAAGGCCAAGUGCAAGCCCCAAAUUGUCGUUGACUUCUUUACCAUUCAACUCCAUUACAAGAUUGAGUCUGGUAGAUUGCAAUCUACAAGAUAGUUCAUUUCCCAAGGAUUUCGGUGUCUCAACCUCACUUGAAUACUUAAACUUGAGUCAGAACCCAAUCCGCUUUCUACCUGAUUGCUUUAAAGGUCUAGAAGUGAUCAAGUCUCUCAAAUUAUGGAAGUGCAACCAGCUUCAAACACUUGAAGGAUUACCAAAAAUAAAACUUCUUAAGGUUCGAUGGUGCCAGUUAUUGGAGAAAAUCACGUGGAAGCCUGGUCAGUGUAUUAAUACUUUUUAUGCUCCGUUAAACUGUGAGAAAUUACUGGAGAUGGACUAUUACUUCAAGAUUGUACCAAUAGAUGAGAUAGACCCAGAAUUGAUCAGCAAUUGUGGUAUUUGUGAUGUGGAAUCCAUGAAAGUUAUCCACAUUAGAUUAUACAAUGAAUUGACCGCUGCCGAAACACGAUUAUCAAUCCAGGGAGUACACGAAUUUCCAUUUUGGUGUAAAUCAUUAAACAUAUUUUACCCUGGGAGCAGUGUUCCAACAUGGUUCACUAGUCAAAGUUACGGGCCUUCAUUAUCCUUUAUGAUAUCACAUUCUAAACUUAGAUACUUAAACACUUGCAUUGUGUACAAAAUGAGCCCGGGUCGAAGAAUGAGGACUUUCUGCCUGGUAUUCCAUAACAUGACCAAAGAUAAAGUGAUUGUGUAUCAUCCAAUCUGUUGGGGCAUCCCUGAAGGUGAUGGAUAUAUGACUUGGAUAUGCCACUGGAAAUUAGGUACUCACGAGGUGGGACCUGGAGAUGAUGUCAAGAUUUCAAUAGUUAAGUACGAUGAUGAUUCCUCUUUUAAGUUGAAAGAGAUUGGCGUCUAUCUUGUGUACGAAGAGCAAGAACAGGAAGGUUUUCGUUUAGCCAAAAGACAAAAAGUCCAACAAACAUGUGAGCAAAUAUCUCAGUAUGUCAUCCCAUCGGAAAGGAAGCCAUCGGCAUAUCAUGGAACGACACAAGUAUACAUCGCUGGCAUAGAAUCAGCCAUUAAAGAUCGCUGGUUGGAGAGAUAUUUUGGAAAUUAUAUGGCAGUGGAGAAUGGUAAGCCCUCGAGUCCUCACAGUGAACUCAACUAAUUAUGUCCUACAUCCUGCAGACACGCGUUGUAUUCAGAAGCUUUUUCAUUAUGCAGAGGAGCAGUUAUGAUCUAUGUACUUUCCCAUUGUUUUAUAUCAGUAUCAAACUAAGCUCUAGUAUCAGCUGUUGAAAUUGGUGUGUUGUUGCUGAAAAGCACUUCUGUAUAUGAUCUGCUAUGCCGCUUUUAAUUUCAUACUUAUUAUCAUUUUUUACUUA
This is a messenger RNA of Daucus carota subsp. sativus, 3859 nucleotides long. RefSeq names its product disease resistance protein RUN1-like. Bases 160 to 3642 code for a protein of 1160 amino acids. The transcript is spliced from 5 exons. NCBI's taxonomy places the organism in Eukaryota, Viridiplantae, Streptophyta, Magnoliopsida, Apiales, Apiaceae. The record is from RefSeq and is a predicted model, not a curated record. Gene Ontology annotation, molecular function: ADP binding; protein binding. Gene Ontology annotation, biological process: signal transduction; defense response.